AUGGACAUAGAAUCGAUGAGUGCCGAAUUCGCCGAGAUACCAUCUGUGACCGUACGCCCAGACGAGGUACCGCCUGGCUGCGAGGACAAGAAUCGGUACUCAAACGUGCUACCGCUACCGGAAACCAGGGUACCUCUGAAGAGGAUUGGGAACGAUCCCACGACUGAGUACAUCAACGCCAAUUAUGUAACUGGGCCCGGUAAUAUUCGUAACUAUUACAUAGCCUGUCAAGCGCCACUAGCAAAUACAGUAAUGGAUUUUUGGCGCAUGAUCUGGGAGCAAAACUCUAGGUUAAUUGUCAUGCUAACAGAAUACAUGGAAAAUGGCGUGGAGAAAUGCUAUGAGUACUUGCCACCUUCAGAGAUCUCAGACAACAAGCGUACAUUCGGCGAUUUCCAGAUCAUUCUAAAGAAGCGCGAACAGCGUGAUAAGUAUGCAAUUUCUAGUAUUCAGCUGAUAAACAUGACCACUAGGACUUGGAGGGAGGUCACCCACCUGUGGUACUUCUGGCCGGCAAAAGGCGUGCCGGAUGAUUACGAUUCGGUGAUAGACUUCUUGUCCGAGAUGAGGAGCUACAUGAAAAUUUCGCAGACAGCUAAAGAAUAUGAUGAAGACGGAGUAGAAGUGAUAUACGGUGAUCAGAAUCGCUCGUCUUUCAACAAUUUGUCUAAGUUGAGGAGUGACGAAACUGGUUCCGGGAAUGGUGUGAAUGUUUACUCUCCAGCCAAAGCUGAGGAGAUGAUGCGACGGGGGCACGCCACCAACGGCACUCUCGGCAGGAUGAAGGCCGCAUCCGAAGUGGAAGGUGAUUGAAGACUAUAUUUCUUAUGUGUGGAUUCGUAAUUACGAAUACGUGAUAACUUCGUGUCAAAGUCAUCCUAAUAUAAUAAAUAUAAAACCAAAAUAUUGUAAUAUGAAGCACGACAAAAAGUUUAUUUGUAUCCAUAUUACAAAUUAUUAUUUCAGAAAUUCGUUAA
This is a messenger RNA of Diatraea saccharalis (sugarcane borer), 977 nucleotides long. The record is from the annotation of a GenBank genome assembly. Lineage: Eukaryota; Metazoa; Arthropoda; Insecta; Lepidoptera; Crambidae.